AACUUCCUUCCCACAGCCGCUGAGGGCUGGCCCCGCUGGAAUUUGGGUGCCUGGCUCUGUUUGCCAAGCUGCUUGACGUGUGUUUCAUCUGGUCAGGGUAGCUGGCUCGGCGCCAACAGGCGGAUCGCUAGAUAUCAGAAUAAAGCAGAUAUAUGUUUAUUGCUAUAAGAUGGGGGUUAACCGGAUUCCAGCCCGUCAGGCAGACCUGAGGCAGGGAGGAGGUCCCAAGGAAUGCUUUGAAGUCAUCACUCUGGAAUGUGCCAUUUCACACAUAAAAGGGACUUACAUGUGCAACAGGUAUCAAGCAAGGUUUAAGAACUUUAAUCCUGAGCCUACCGAGAGAAAACAAAAAAGGCAAAAACUCCUCUGAGUGCCUUUGGAAUCCAUCACCCUGAAUUUCUCAAUGCCUCACUCUUCAAGUAUUCUAAACACUGAAAGACAUCAGUCCUUGUAAGAAGUAAUUCCUGAUCCACUGAGAAAUAGAGACAGAGAAUCCAGCAGACAACAGCAGCACUCGUGGAAGUUGCAAAACACAGAUGAGGUCGUGGGAGUUGGGUGGUGCCAUGAUCAGUCCUCAAGUGCUCAGGGAGGAAGCAGUGAGCAGGAGUGAGUGGAGAUGGUUCUGUCACUGGGAGGAGAUAAAUACAGAGGAGGCAGGCACUUGGCUUCUUGUGGUGUUCUGAUGACCAGAACUUCUCCUUUGCAAGCACCUGUAAAGAGCCAUACUCUUUCAAGAAAUUUCUUCAAUGUUGCCACACCACUAAUAAAUAAAAGAAAAGAAUAUUCUGAAAGAAGAAUUAUAGGGUAUUCCAUGCAGGAAAUGUAUGAAGUUGUUGCUGUUGUGGAGAAUUACAAACUCUUUGUUCCUUGGUGUAAAAAGUCAGACAUACUCUCGAGGCGCUCUGGCUACUGCAAAGCACAGCUAGAAAUAGGAUUCCCUCCUGUAGUAGAGACAUACACAUCAAUUGUAACCCUAGUGAGACCACAUUUAGUUAAGGCAUCAUGCACAGAUGGAAAACUCUUUAAUCACUUGGAAACAGUGUGGCGUUUGAGCCCUGGUAUCCCUGGUUAUCCAAGGACAUGUACAUUGGAUUUUUCAAUUUCUUUUGAAUUUCGUUCACUUCUACACUCAAAACUUGCUACAUUGUUUUUUGAUGAAGUUGUAAAGCAGAUGGUUGCUGCCUUUGAAAGAAGAGCAUCCAAACUCCACGGCCCAGAAACCAGCAUCCCUCGGGAGCUGAUGCUGCAUGAAGUUCACCAGACCUAAAGGAAACUGUAACAACCUCAGCUAUAAACUCGUUUGUACACUUCA
Messenger RNA from Passer domesticus (house sparrow), 1312 nucleotides. It is a transcript of the gene COQ10B, whose product is annotated as coenzyme Q10B. Gene Ontology annotation, molecular function: ubiquinone binding. Gene Ontology annotation, biological process: ubiquinone biosynthetic process; cellular respiration. NCBI's taxonomy places the organism in Eukaryota, Metazoa, Chordata, Aves, Passeriformes, Passeridae. The transcript is spliced from 8 exons. Gene Ontology annotation, cellular component: mitochondrion. Bases 617 to 1267 code for a protein of 216 amino acids. The record is from RefSeq and is a predicted model, not a curated record.